AGUCGUCGUCCUUUUAUUCAAGUUUCGCGGCAACGCCUCUCUCUCUCUCUCUUCCUUCGUCUCCCAAAUAAUCUUUUUUUUUUUUUUUUUCACUUUUAAAAAACCUCUUUCGAAAUUUCUCACCGAUCUCUCCAAGAAGGUUCUCAAAAGCUUUUCUCUCAUCCAAGUUCUACUCCGUGUGAUUCAACGCAGAUUCUCGUUGAGCUGCGUUACUCGUGGAAUUGGAUUCGGGAUUUUGGUGGAAGGGAGCAGAGGAAUCAGAAUAUGGCGCCUAGGAGUGUGAACAAGCGCGUCGUCACCAAAGAAGCCUCCUCCUCUCCAGAAAUAGACAAAGUCAAGCAACGUAAGAAGAAGUUGACUGACAAGUUGGGACCUCAGUGGACGAAAGGUGAGCUUGAGCGUUUCUAUGAAGCCUAUCGGAAGCAUGGCAGAGACUGGAAAAAGGUAGCUGCUGCGGUGCGGAGUAACCGGUCUGCUGACAUGGUGGAAGCUCUUUUUUCUAUGAACCGGGCAUAUUUGUCCCUGCCCGAGGGAACUGCGUCUGUCGCUGGCCUCAUUGCAAUGAUGACUGACCAUUACAGCGUCAUAGAGGAGAGCGAAAGUGAAGGAGAAGGCCGCGUUGAUUCUGGAGUGUUGAGGAAAUAUCAGAAGCGCAAACGUGCUAAAGUUCCGCCUAGUGAUGUUCGAGAAGAAGUUAUCUCACCUCAUUCAAUUGCAUCGAUGGAAGGAUGCCUCUCAUUUUUGAAGCAGGCACAAGUUUAUGGAAGGGAGCGACGUGCCACUGGUAAACGUACACCUCGGUUUCUUGUACCAAGUGCAGAUCAGAGGGAUGAUACAGAAGGUUCAAUGCCACUAAAUAAAAGAGCCAAGAAACAACUUGAGGCUGAUGCUGAUGCUGAUGAUGAUAUACUAGCAUUAGCAUUGGCAAAUGCAUCGAGAAGGGUUGGAGGGUCUCCAAAUAGAAGACCAGGCAGCACGCCAAAUGUGAAAAUGUCACAAGCAAAGGAAGCUCAAUCCAAGCACCAUGCUAGCUCCAUGUCUAGGAAUGUGGUAAGAAUAAGCCGAGAUAGGAGGCACAUUAGGGGAUCUCCAGAUAGAGAUGGUGCCUUGUUGAUGGAUACAGAACGGGUUGGUAACGCCGAGGUUCCCCGGAAGGAGAAAAAUGUCAGAAUUGUAGAAGCAGAAGGAGAUACUUCUGAUGAUAGCGGAGAAGCAUGCAACGCCCCAAGAGAUGGAUUAGAAGCUCUGCAUGCAUUGGCUGACUUGUCAGCUUUACUGACUCCGGGUGGUUUGAUGGAAUCAGAAUCAUCUGCAGAGUUGAAAGAAGAAAGAGUAGCUAACACUCGGGAAACCGUAUCCAGUAGCCAUAACAGAGAAAAAGCAAAACAAGCAGGACGAGAAGACCAUAGUGUCCUACAUGUAAUUUCAGCUGCUGAUAGUAGAAAACCGAAGUCUGCGCAGGAACUCGUUGAUGGUAAUGCUGUUCCCAUAGGGGAACUUGACACUUCAAGAAGAAAACGUAAACCUCUACAUAAUAAGGAAUCGGCUGAAGAUGAUAAUUUGAAGACUCUGCUCAACCCCAGACGUGCUGGUCAAGGUCCAGUAAAGCAGCAGAAAACUGCAAAGACAUCGGAAGAAUCUUGUUCAACUAGUGAUAAGAAAAUAACAAGACCAAAUGAAGCAGUGUCAGCUACACGAGUUUCAGGUUCGGGUCCAGCGAGUUUACCCCAGAAACCACCAAACAGGCGUAAGAUUAGUUUGAAGAAAAGUUUACAAGAAAGAACUAAAUCUUCUGAAGCCACUCACAACAAGUCACACAGUAACGAAGCAGAACCACAUCAUGAACUACUAAAGGAGAAGGUUUCGACUUGUCUGUCACAUCCACUGGUACGUCGAAGGUGCAUAUUCGAAUGGUUCUAUAGUGCCAUCGACUAUCCGUGGUUUGCAAAGAUGGAGUUCGUUGAUUAUCUAAAUCAUGUGGGCCUUGGUCACGUUCCAAGACUUACUCGUCUUGAAUGGAGCGUCAUUAAAAGUUCUCUUGGCAGACCUCGGAGAUUCUCUGAGAGAUUCGUACAUGAAGAGCGGGAUAAACUCGAACAAUAUCGUGAAUCUGUGAGAAAGCAAUACACAGAGCUACGUGCAGGUGCUAGAGAAGUGAUUCAUACAGAUUUGGCCCAGCCUUUAUCAGUCGGGAAUAGAGUCAUUGCCAUCCAUCCAAAAACACGGGAGAUUCGUGAUGGGAAGAUUCUUACUGUGGAUCAUAACAAGUACAACGUUCUGUUUGAUGAAUUGGGCGUCGAAGUGGUUAUGGACAUUGAUUGCAUGCCUUUAAAUCCGUUAGAAUAUACUCCUGACGGCCUAAGGAGGCAAAUGGAUAACUGCUUGACUGUAUGCGGAGAAGCACAGGUUAGGAAACACCCAAGCUCUGAUGCAUCUGUUCUGUUCACUCCUUCCGAGCUUGAAAAUGUCGACUUUUCUAUGAGUCCUACUAAGAAAGAGGAUGAUAGAGACAGGCGAGUCACUACUGAUCAAACGUAUAACACAGACAAUAUCAAAGCAAGAAGAGAUGAAAUUCAACGAGCUCUGAUGCUGCAGCGUACUUCAGAUGCACAGGAAAUGGAGCCAGAAAUGGUUGGAAUUGUCAGUGGUUCAAGGUCAAUAGCACAAGCACUGGUGGAUGCAGCUAUGAAGGCUGCAUCUUCGGGGAAGGAUGACGAAGACGCAGGGAAGAUGCUACAACAAGCUUUAGACUCAAUCGGCGAACAUCAUCAGCCAUUAGAUAAUUCUAUAGUGUCUCGAAUGAAGCAUCAAGACCAAGCCAAUGGCAGCUGGGAUCAUCAUCAAAACCGGUCUCCCUCUAACACAGGAGAGGCGAUGACUGAAGGAUUGAUGGGAUCAGGAAAAAACGAAACGCAAAUGGCUUCGGAGCUUAUAAGCUCGUGUGUUGCAACUUGGCUCAUGAUUCAGAAGUGCACAGAGAAGCAGUACCCACCAGGGGACGUGGCUCAGGUGAUGGAGACAGCAGUGAGUAGCUUGCAGCCGCGGUGUCCGCAGAACAUGCCGAUCUACAGAGAAAUACAGACUUGCAUGGGAUGGAUCAAGAAUCAAAUCAUGGCUCUUGUCAAAACAUGAAUAUAACUUUUUUGAGUUCCUUACAUAAUUAACCGUGUAUCUUCAUUUGAAAAAAGGGUAGCAGAUUUUAUAGGUCAGUUUAGUUUAAGUUAGUUAAUAAAUGAACAGCUUCUUGAUUGGCUAUUUUUUUUGUCUUUCUCAGUUUUGUUCUCUUCUCUCCUUGGAGAAAGGAAAGAAAGAAAAACAUUUAUUGGGCCAGUUCAGGGCUUAAGAGCCUGUAAAUAAUAUUAUCAUAAUCAAACUGAAAGGCCCAACAUACUGUUGAAAGCCAUAAAAUUGAAAUUGAAACGGUGGCGGUGGUUCAGCUUUAUCUCUCUACUACUGGUUCUGUCUGAAUAAGUCCGACUCAGAAAGAGAAUCUCCGUCGAUAGUGUGUGUGAAUUUGGAACAUUUCAGAAGUGAGAUUUUCGAUUUCGGAUCUUUUGAAUCAGUGGGAGCUGUUAAGCAGCAGCAGCUCAAGUAAUGGCGGAUUUUUAGACAUCAACACAACGGUCCAAAGUGGAUUUUCACUCCCCAGAAGCUGGCAGAGAGAUAUAAAGCUGCUAAUCAGAGGGCAGUGCAAUUGCUGGAGAAGAUUCCUAUUUUCAGUGUGGAACAACUCAAGUUGAAGUAGAUGCCAGUGGAUUACUAACUUAUCCUAUUGAGAAAGGUGAUGCAGGAGAUCAACCUGAUAAGAAGCUUAAACCGUUGAGUGUUGAUGAAGAACGGUUCAUGAGAGCAUUUUAUGAGGCAAAUGUCCAAGAAAUGUGCAGUGCCUUUGAAUUUCCUCACAAGAUUCUGGCAACAGCCCUCCAAUACUUUAAAAGGUUUUAUCUGCAAUGGUCUGUUAUGCAACAUCAUCCAAAAGAAAUAAUGUUAACCUGCGUGUAUGCAGCAUGUAAAAUAGAGGAGAACCAUGUAUCUGCUGAGGAAAUAGGGAAAGGGAUUAAACAAGAUCACCACGUAAUUCUCAAAGUCUGGAAUUUGAUCUGAUUGUCUAUGCACCGUAUCGUGCAAUCGAAGGCUUUAUUGGUAACAUGGAGGAGUUUCUUCAAGCUAGAGAUGAUGAAAUCCAGAAGCUGGAGAGUUUGCUCAAAGCGGCAACAGGAGAGGCCGAUAAAGUUAUGCUCACAGAUGCUCCCUUAGCCUUUUUUGUUAUUAGUUUGCGUUGGCUGCUCUGCGUAUUGCAAAUGGGGUUCUCGGAGUGGUUGACUUUGAUAGGUACCUGGAGAGCAUUGUUUCUCAGCCGAACUCUGAGCACACGACUUCAGAGCUCACUAGAUUACUUGAUGACAUAGAAUCUUUGGUAAAGAGCUACAGAUAUCCAAGUGAAAAGGACAUGAAGCAUAUUAAUCGGAAGCUUAAAUCUUGUUUAGGACAUAGUUCUUCACAUGACGAGAGCAAGAAACGGGAGAAGAGAUCGAAGCACAAGUCACAUAGGAGCCCCAAUGAUGCACCAAAGGGAGCGCGCCGAUAGGUUGAGUUUCUCGUUUUGCCAUUAGCAAUUCUUUCUUGUCAUAUUGUUUUUGAUCUUACUGAAUGUGGACGUAUUAGAUAUUAGUUGACUUUGUUGUUUAUAUAUGAGUCGUUUAUAACUCAA
This is a messenger RNA of Brassica napus (rape), 4711 nucleotides long. RefSeq names its product protein ALWAYS EARLY 1-like. Gene Ontology annotation, biological process: regulation of cell cycle; regulation of transcription by RNA polymerase II; DNA-templated transcription. The record is from RefSeq and is a predicted model, not a curated record. NCBI's taxonomy places the organism in Eukaryota, Viridiplantae, Streptophyta, Magnoliopsida, Brassicales, Brassicaceae. The coding region runs from base 265 to 3132 and encodes 955 amino acids. Gene Ontology annotation, cellular component: nucleoplasm; transcription repressor complex. The transcript has 30 exons. Gene Ontology annotation, molecular function: DNA binding.